CUCGUUUACAAAUCCUCUUUUUUUUCUUCCCUCUGAUACCUGCAUAUGCCGCGCCAGCUGUGUCGCGAAGACUAUACAGUAGGAUGGGUGUGCGCCCUGCCCAUUGAACUGGCGGCUGCGCAGGAGAUGCUCGACGAAGAGCACCCCGACCUUAAGCCUGAUGUGUCUGAUAAUGACGAGAACCUGUAUGCGUUGGGCUCGAUUGGUGGCCACAAUGUUGUCAUUGCAUGUCUGCCCGCCGGUCAGAUUGGCACUAACCUAGCGGCUGCGGUGGCAAUGCAGAUGCGAGCGACGUUCAAGAAGAUCCGGUUUGGGCUGAUGGUGGGCAUUGGCGGCGGCGUCCCGAGUGCAGAAGAUGUCCGGCUAGGGGAUGUAGUGGCUAGCCAGCCUCAUCGGACGUUUGCUGGAGUGGUGCAAUACGGCAUGGGCAAAAAGACACCAAGCGGCUUUGAGCGUACAGGGUCGCUAAACGCGCCGCCAAAGAUACUGUUAGCGGCUAUUGCGCAAGUACAGUCGAACGAGCUGCGGGGCAAAAGUAAGCUGUCUGAGUAUGUUGCUAAACUAGAGAGAAUCGCUCGGUUUCAGCGCAGCAAGGCCGGGCCCGACGUGCUAUUCGAAGCAGCGUACGAUCAUGAAGCAGACGACUAUAGAGCAGGGCAGACGUGCGACGGGUGCGACCUUAGUAGACAAAUCACUCGACAUACUCGCGAGAGUACGAACGAAAUCGUGGUACACUAUGGGACUAUCGCGUCUGGCAACCAGGUGAUGCGGAGCGCUAUAGAGAGAGACAAGGUUAGCAAGGAGCUUGGUGGGGUGCUAUGCUUUGAGAUGGAGGCGGCAGGGCUGAUGAAUAGCUUCCCGUGUCUAGUCGUCCGCGGUAUCUGCGACUACGCGGACUCGCACAAGAAUAAGCGGUGGCAGCCGUAUGCAGCGGCGACGGCAGCGGCAUACGCUAAGGAAGUGCUGUUGGUAAUACCGCCGGCAGAGGUGGCUGAGUUACACACAGCGGGAGAGGCUACACAAUUCAUACACAGUCAGUAGCAUUUUGUUCUUGAUCUAUUUGAUACGUAGCUGACUAGUGCUAAUAUCUAUGCGCUUAAAGAACACAACUCUGAACGCUCUCCUAGUCCUAUUGCCAAAGGUAGGAAGGUCGAGGGGGCAGAAGACUUGGAGACUGACACCGUAGAGUGA
Messenger RNA from Bipolaris sorokiniana ND90Pr, 1191 nucleotides. RefSeq lists its product as uncharacterized. The coding region runs from base 46 to 1041 and encodes 331 amino acids. Gene Ontology annotation, molecular function: catalytic activity. The transcript has a single exon. Lineage: Eukaryota; Fungi; Ascomycota; Dothideomycetes; Pleosporales; Pleosporaceae. Gene Ontology annotation, biological process: nucleoside metabolic process. The record is from RefSeq and is a predicted model, not a curated record.